Molecule: messenger RNA, 648 nt
Organism: Penicillium chermesinum
Lineage: Eukaryota; Fungi; Ascomycota; Eurotiomycetes; Eurotiales; Aspergillaceae
Exons: 1
Coding region: 1-648 (215 amino acids)
Source: RefSeq, a predicted model, not a curated record
AUGAGCAGCCGCAGCCGAAUCUCCCUACCGCCAACCUUCCGCCCUCCCGUUUUUAUGCGCCACGAGUACCUACGAUGGAGGGCGCAAGACAGAAUCGCCUCACAACUCGGCUUUCGUCGACCGAAACGGCCAUCGGAGAACCUAUUGCUAGGGUGGUAUGAUUCGGACGAUGACCUGUCAGACGCCGAGCCAGAAUACUACUACCGCUCUACAUCGAUCUCCGAGUUCUCAUAUGACUUGGGUCCAGGUUCUGAGUCUGGCAUGGACCCCAAUUCUGAAGCAGAGCCUGCCGCUAAGGACAAACCUGAACCUGAGCCUGAGCCUGAACCUGGAGCUGGAGCAGAGACUGGGUCAGAGGCAGAGCCUGAGCCUACAGCCCCUAUGAGGCGUCGGAAGAGAAGAUCAUCUACUCGGGGACACAGUCCACGGCCACUUCCACCUCCUGAGUAUAUCAUUGAGCUUCCUGUUUCAGACAAGCAAGCGGGCCCCGUGAUUGUUAUAAAGAAAUUUCGAAAGGAGGAGCCAGAAGAACCACUGGCCGAGGAACCAGAGACGCCGUCAACACCGGAAGCACCGCAAUUACUACUACCACCUGCGCCAUCACCGCCUCCUGUCAAUAAGCCUUCGAAGUCACGGAAGAAAAAAUAA